AUGUCAGCACCUCCAGCUGAGACGGAUAUUCCGGCGGAAAGACCGAUUCCCACCUUGGUCGGGUCGAGAUCGAGUUUUCAGCUUCCGGAUGAAGGCAAAACACAGGGCCAACCAGGUGAGUCUUGGCCUUUACUAACCCCCCAAUCUGUGGAUGCCCCUCCCUCAAUGCCCAAAUUUUCACAGCCAGGCCUUCCUGCCAUGCGCCAUAGCAUAAGCGAGCAGUUGGGCUCGAAUGUACCUUUAGCUAUGCAGGAAUGUAUCUGGAAAGGGGAGUUUGUGGAGCUGGGGGAUCUGCUAAAAGCAGGAUCCCCUACAUGUAACGAUAUGACCCUCACAUUAGAUCAGGCUAGCGGGGGAUUUCAACUGCGCCCCCAUCCUCGGCUGAUAGCCAUCCGCUCUAUCGAGCAAUGGACGAGUGCGAUGCUCAUUUAUCUUUCGAUAUAUGCAGAGCGUCAAAACGAAAGAUGUCGGGAGCUACUUAAAUAUACGAGUGUGGUAAGGACGGCAGCGGCCUCCAACUAUAACUGGCGCGACUAUGAUGUUCAGUUUCGGCUACGCCACACGACUCAGCCGGAAUUAUCAUGUGUAGUCGUGGAUACAGAAUUGUGGUUGCUAGCAGCAACGGCACAGCCCUUUCGAGCAUACGGGGGAGGCCCAUAUGCUACCCAGGGCUUUCCCAGCGGAGGUCGGCAGCGACAACUCUCAUUUCGAGGGAAGAGGAACUCCAGCCAAAGCCGGGGGGCUGGCCAGUCCACUAACAAGCACGGGCCACGGCUCGGCUUGUGUUUUGCAUUUACUGCUAGCCGGUGCAACAGAGGAAAAAGCUGUCAGUACCGGCACAGCUGCAACCACUGCGGUGACCAUUCCCAUGGAGAGAUCGCAUGCCCAUCUGUGGAGCAGCUUUAUACUGAACGACAAGUCCUGUUGAGUUCUUCACGAGCCCAGAAAAUAUGCGCACAUACGACAUGGCCUGGUCUGCUUUCCAGACAUUUAGGGGUGAUUACCGUUUUGACACAUUGCAAAGGCCUAAUAUUGAGCAAGUUGCGUUAUUCGUUGCAUAUGUCUUGGCACAAAUAUUCUGCUAACACAAUUGCCGCAUACGUAUCAGGACUCUCAUUUUAUCUGCGCAGUAACAACAUGGAAGAUAUUACCCAAUCAUUUCCAAUUAAACGAUUAAUUGAUGGUUGUAGACGUCGUCAUGUUCGAAAAGACCCUACUACUAUUCAACAAUGACAGAGGCGCAAAAAGAAGAGGUCAUUGACUGGUUAUUAAAAGGCAAUACCUCCAUCUACUUUAAAGAGAAUGACAGAUUAUAAAGACUUGCAGAACAAAAAAGCUUUGGGAGGACAAAGCUGUUGACAUGGGCGUUGACGUUGCAGUCCUUAAAAGCUUUUUUUCUAAUGUAUUUUAUUUCUUUAUGUAUUUCUGUGUUUUUUCAACUUUAUGUUUUUUGUUUUUUUUUAUGGAAAUCAUUGGCAACACUAUUUUCAUUUCUGUCAUAAAUAACAUGAAAUCCAUUGCUUUCAAUCAUUGAAAUUAAAGGAAACCAUAAGUCUUGAAUUUAUAUCAUAUUAUAUUUUUAGGGGUUAAAAUUUGCUCUAAGUUGAUAUAUCAAUCGCCAAAUUUGACCCACGGGGUGAUUCACAUUGAACUUGCAAAGAAUCUCAAAAUCAUGCAUUAUUCACGUCGUCUGCUGUCAUGGGGGCAGCCAUGUUUUCUUUCUCGAGCUCGCUUGCAACGUAUUUGUGGACAACUCAAUCGCGCGUGCUGUCAGUUCUCUACGUGAAGAUGGUGCUGUGCCAAGCUUUCGGGCGUUCGAAUCGGAGCGGAAUAUGUCGGGAAAAAAGUUUUCACCCGAUUCCCGAUCCAAACAGCGAUGCAGGAUUGUGCAAAAAAUGGUUAGCUGCCAUUCGUGUGGAGAAAUUCAAUCCGAAUUCGUACCAGUAUGACAGAAAUAAUGUGAUCUGUAAUGAUCACUUCACGGCAAGCGACUUCAUGGAGGACAUUCGUGCACGGCUGAUGAAAACGAAACCAAGGAAAAUGUUGAAAGAAGGUGCUGUUCCUUCCAUAUUCGCUCAUCGGGCUCCUCCGAAAGUGAGAAGGUCAACAGAGAUGCUGUCUCAAAGAUCUGCAAAACAGGUUAGUAUAGUUUGAUGCUAAAAUUAUAAAUAACCAGUUUGAAAAAAAAAUUAAUGUUUGUAUUAUCUUUGCGUGGGUGCGCCCUUGCUUACGAAUGGGGCCGGGGCCCAUACACAGAGCUCUAGCUCUAUCCGCCCUGCUAGCGCUCCCUGCAUUCUGAACGAAAACACGGCUGUCAGCAGCUCCAUGCAACUUAUAAGGCGCUGAUCUGGCUGCGUGAUGCUGGACGUCCAGACAACAGGCCGGAAGCUCUAAUUUUUUGCGCUAGAGUCAGCUGCUGAUUGAGGUUGAGUGAUGAUGUCGCAGGUGAUAUAGAAAUAGAAUAGAUCUAAAAUGAAGAUGCAUGUAUCCUAUUAUCAUAUUAUACGUGAGAUUAUACACUCCAACAAUAAAUAAAUCUAGAAUUCUAGAUCUUAAAGUUAUAAUUUGGAGAUUUGGAAAUUUUAUUCAGAUUUUCAAUCUGGGCUUGAGGUAAUACAGGCCAUUUGUUUUCACCAACUGGGGAAUAAACAGAAGGGAGAGCUAGACACCCUCAUCCAGAGAAUGGAUUUCUGGGGGAUCCGGAAAUUUGCAGAGGCACAUCCAGGUAUUAACUCUAUGUAACAAAUACGUUGUGGAAUUGGAUGUUUUUACUGUACUGAAAUCUUCAUGUACUGGUAUCACUUUCUUGCUUUUCAAUUCUCACUCACGAACUUUUGAGUUCAACUGUAUAAAAUCAUUCUAAUAUGUAUUAUGUGAUUUGUAUGGAUUCGUCAAAAUUGAUCUGUCAAAUAUUUUUGAUAUGUUUUAAACAAUGUGUGAAUAAAAUGAGUUGAAUAAUGUGUAAAUUCAUAUUCUUUAAUGUUUGUACAAUGGUUGCUUUACAUGACAUUAUAUAAAAAAGAAUGUCAAGCGGAAGAAAAUAAAUGAUGAAUUGAAUCAUCGACCUCUUCACAUCACCUGUAUGCUAUACAAGCUUUAUGUUCUCUACCAAACCGGACUGAACUGAGACUAAAUGGCCUUGGAUAUGGUCACAAGAAGUUCUAUUCUACAUUGAAAACAAAAGCAUCAACCAUACAUCUGAUUCUACUCGAUACUCGCACCACAGUCCGACAAAACCAGACUAGACAGAGACUUAAUAGAGAAGAAUACCAGUAGAAGUUCUAUUCUCAUCUGAAUGAAAUGGCAUCAACCUUUAAAGGUACAUCAGACUCUACUUACUACCCUCACCAUGGUAAAAGUAUGGAAUGGCCAAGAAGAGUGCAUUUCAUUUUAAACUGGAAAAUAUGUGGAGAACUAAAGAAAUACACGGUAGACAUCCAUAGCUUGCCAUAACGUGCGCCCAAACAAGAUGCGUGCGUCCCCACGAUUGCGUAUGUUCAUCUAUGGGUUGCGGGUAUCUCAUUGAAAACAGUCUUUGACAUACAUGUACCUUCCAAGUACAGAAACAGGUACAUGUAUAGUACUUGUAGUAUUUUAACAAGUGGUAAACCAUAAACCUUCAUGUUUCUGGACAAUCAUGCAU
Lytechinus pictus (painted urchin) is the source of this 3643-nucleotide messenger RNA. RefSeq lists its product as uncharacterized. The record is from RefSeq and is a predicted model, not a curated record. The transcript has a single exon. Lineage: Eukaryota; Metazoa; Echinodermata; Echinoidea; Temnopleuroida; Toxopneustidae. Gene Ontology annotation, molecular function: metal ion binding. Bases 1 to 1233 code for a protein of 410 amino acids.